This is a messenger RNA of Thermothelomyces thermophilus ATCC 42464, 838 nucleotides long. RefSeq lists its product as uncharacterized. The transcript is spliced from 3 exons. The coding region runs from base 149 to 808 and encodes 219 amino acids. Lineage: Eukaryota; Fungi; Ascomycota; Sordariomycetes; Sordariales; Chaetomiaceae. The record is from RefSeq and is a predicted model, not a curated record.
UCCCAAGACACUAAAUUCAUCCCGCUGCCAAGCUUCGCGUCCCCAUCAUCCCCCCACGACCAAGCCUCACCAGCAGGUACCAGCUCGUUGUUAGAGACAUCGUCGGCAGCUUUGACAACAAAGUGAUUAACUAACACCGGCUGAGGCAAUGGUGUCCCCCACCGACCCCCUCCCGGCGAUCCUAUCCCAGGCACAGGUGAGCCUGUCGAGCAUCCUGCAGGCGCGCGCCCUGCACGCCUCGCGCGACGCGGCCGUGACGGGCCGCCUGGCCGCCGUCGCCGCCCGCGCCGACCGGCUCCUCGCCGUCCUCGCCCUGCUCCAGGACUGCCCGCCCCUCCACACCCCUGCCGUCCGCGCCCGCGCGCACCAUCUCAUGCGCCUAGCCGCCGACCACGCCAGCGCCCUCAUGGUCAUGGCCGCCGACAGCAUGCGGGGCGCCCGCGAGCGCGAGCGGGAGGAGGAGCAGGAGCAGGAGCCACGCGAGGAGGAGCUCCGACAUCUGGACGCGGUGCAGGCCUGGCUGGAGGGGUCCGCGCGGGAACUGGAAGGGCUGGUCAGGAGCGUGUACGUGGGCCUCGGGGGCGAUGUCGAGGAAGGGUGGUGGGUGGAGACUGGGGAGCUCGUCGAGGUGGCGGGUAAAGUCAGAGAGGUGCUGGGGUGCGAGAUGGUGCUUGUCGAGAACUUGAGGGAUCGGCUGCGCGAAGGAACUGAUGAAAUCAUCCGGCUCGACGAUGACGACGCGGCGGCUUUGGGGCUGCCACAGACGACCAUUGCUAGGAUUGAGCAGUGGCGGGCUGGGGUGAGCUGAUAGGCGCAUGUCGUCCUUUUUUAGUUUUUU